Messenger RNA from Anopheles maculipalpis, 1857 nucleotides. RefSeq names its product potassium voltage-gated channel protein Shaw. NCBI's taxonomy places the organism in Eukaryota, Metazoa, Arthropoda, Insecta, Diptera, Culicidae. Gene Ontology annotation, molecular function: protein binding; delayed rectifier potassium channel activity. Gene Ontology annotation, cellular component: neuronal cell body membrane; voltage-gated potassium channel complex; dendrite membrane. The transcript has 7 exons. The coding region runs from base 1 to 1857 and encodes 618 amino acids. Gene Ontology annotation, biological process: potassium ion transmembrane transport; protein homooligomerization. The record is from RefSeq and is a predicted model, not a curated record.
AUGAACAUUAUGGACUCGGAGAAUCGGGUAGUGCUGAAUGUGGGCGGUAUACGGCACGAAACGUACAAGGCGACGCUCAAGAAGAUUCCUGCCACGCGCCUCUCGCGCCUAACCGAGGCACUGGCCAAUUACGAUCCGAUCCUGAACGAGUACUUCUUCGAUCGGCAUCCGGGCGUGUUCGCACAGGUGCUCAAUUACUAUCGCACCGGUAAACUGCACUAUCCAACCGAUGUCUGCGGUCCACUUUUCGAGGAAGAGCUAGAAUUUUGGGGCCUGGAUUCCAACCAGGUUGAACCGUGCUGCUGGAUGACCUAUACGCAGCAUCGUGAUACGCAGGAAACGCUUGCCGUGCUGGAGCGGCUCGAUCUCGACACGGAGAAACCGACGGAGGAGGAACUAGCUAGGAAAUUCGGUUACGAGGACGAUUAUCUAAAGGGUACGGUUUCCUGGUGGCAGCACACGAAACCGCAAAUUUGGUCGCUGUUCGACGAACCGUACAGCUCCAACGCUGCCAAGAUAAUCGGUGUGAUAUCGGUGUUCUUCAUCUGCGUCUCCAUCCUGUCCUUCUGUCUGAAAACGCACCCUGACAUGCGGGUACCGGUAAUACGGAACAUCACGGUCAAGACGGCCAACGGCAGUACGGCCUGGGUGUUGGACAAAACGCAAACGAACGCCCACGUCGCGUUCUUCUACAUCGAAUGUGUCUGCAAUGCGUGGUUUACGUUCGAAAUUUUGAUACGCUUUAUCUCCUCACCCAACAAGUGCGAGUUUGUCACGUCAUCUGUAAAUAUUAUCGACUACAUCGCAACGCUUAGCUUCUACGUGGAUCUGGUGCUGCAACGGUUCGCAUCGCACCUGGAAAAUGCGGACAUUCUCGAGUUUUUCUCCAUCAUCCGCAUCAUGCGACUGUUCAAGCUGACACGCCACUCGUCCGGUCUGAAGAUUCUCAUCCAGACGUUUCGUGCGUCAGCCAAGGAGCUUACGCUGCUGGUGUUUUUCCUCGUGCUUGGCAUCGUGAUAUUCGCCAGUCUCGUGUACUACGCCGAACGCAUCCAGGCAAACCCGCAUAACGACUUCAACAGCAUCCCGCUCGGAUUGUGGUGGGCCCUGGUAACGAUGACCACUGUCGGGUACGGAGAUAUGGCACCGAAAACGUACAUCGGGAUGUUUGUCGGUGCGCUGUGUGCGUUGGCCGGUGUACUAACGAUAGCACUUCCAGUUCCCGUCAUUGUGAGUAACUUUGCAAUGUACUACUCGCACACGCAGGCCCGGGCGAAGUUGCCCAAAAAGCGACGGCGAGUACUACCUGUGGAGCAACCACGACAACCACGUACUGCAGGUCAAGGCGGUGGCAUUGGUAUGCCCGGUUCCGGCCCGAUGGCACGCCGCAUGAACCAGGUGAAGACAAAAGAUCUGGGACCGAAAAUUGGUCCGAUCGGUGCCAGUAUCGUCGCGAUGUGUCCGAAAAACGUUGGCCUUCACACCAAUCCAGCCCUGGCCAUGUGCAAGCCAACAUUCGAGGUACGCCCGCCGAGCAUAGCGCCCACACCGAUGAUGUUGGUUCCACGCGAUUCAAGCUACAAACCGACCGUUACCACGCCGACGACAAACAGUGGACCGACGCUGGCAGCACUCGGCAACGUCACCAGCACCACCAACAAUAACAGCACAUCGGUCGCCAACAACAACAACACCACCAAGAGCAACAGUAAUGGCGCCGGUGGUAAACUGAUCGCCAACAGUACCAGUCAGUGCAAUAUUGUGAAAAGUGCUAGCGGACAGCUGGCGAACUCGGUGCUCAAGAGCAACGGAACAACGGCGAAGGAGACGUCAUCUGAGGAGAAAAGUUUUCUUUGA